AUGGCAGCUCAGGUGGGACCUCUGCCACAGCUAAAGCUGCCCUCGGGCCCGACGCCCGUGACCGCCGAGCAGCGCUACUGGAAGACGUUCAAGAACCAGCUGCUCAUCCCGUCGCCGACCUCGUACCCCGUCGUCCACAUCUCGUCCAACAACGACAGCUUCGCCGUCACGACGGGCACGCGCGUGCAGAUCUUUUCGAACCGGACCCGGAAGCUCGUCAAGACCAUCACGCGCUUCGGCGACGUCGCGCGCAGCGGCGAGAUCAGGAAGGAUGGCCGGGUGCUGGUGGCUGGUGACGACACGGGAAAGAUCCAGGUGUUUGACGUCAACUCGAGGGCCAUCCUCAAGACAUGGGUGACGCACAAGCAGCCCGUAUGGACGACAAAGUUUUCUCCCACGGAAUUGACCACUCUGCUAAGUGCGAGCGACGACAAGACGGUUCGGCUGUGGGAUCUGCCUAGCAACGAAUCUACCACGACCUUUGUUGGCCACUCCGACUAUGUUCGAUGUGCAAACUUUAUGCCCGGCACCAUGUCCAACAUGAUUGUGUCUGGAAGUUACGAUUCGACAGUGAAGCUCUGGGAUCCCAGGACAGGGAGCAACAGUGCUGUCAUGACUUUCAAGCAUGCGGCUCCUAUCGAGGAUGUCUUGGCUAUGCCCUCGGGAACCACCGUGUUCGCGGCGGCUGGUGAAUCCAUCAGUGUUCUCGAUCUUGUCGCCGCACGACCCCUGCAUCUGAUCACCAACCAUCAAAAGACGGUCACGUCGCUCAGCCUGGCAUCUAAUGGCCGACGACUGGUUAGCGCUGGUCUCGAAGGUCACGUCAAGGUGUUUGAAACAACUGGCUGGAAUGUCGUGUCGAGCACCAAGUAUCAGUCUCCUGUACUGUCUGUCAAGGUCAUCCCCUCGAGUGAUGAUCCCGACUCGGUCGACCGUCACCUGGCUGUGGGUAUGCAGUCUGGUGUCUUGAGCGUGCGCACUCGUCUUACAGGACUCGAGGCUCAUCGGGAGGCGGAGCGUGAGAAGGAAAUGGCCGCUCUCGUGGCGGGAACAAUUGAAGCCCACGACGCCAAGAGGAACAAGCGGAAGCGCAGAGUUGCUGCCGCUAAGCGGCUGGAUAUGGUUGGCGAGGGUGCCGAUGUUGUUAUUGCCAACGAGCCUCGCCUGUACAAGAAAAAGGAGCGUUCAUGGCAGAGCGAUCUACGACACGCCCGAUAUGCCAACGCUCUGGACCAGGUCCUCGACAAGCAUGCGCCCGACCACUCACCCCUCAACGUCUUGACCCUCCUCCUCGCCCUCCGUCACCGAAGCGCCCUGAAAGACGCCCUGGAGUCUCGAGACGAGCUCUCGGUCCAGCCCAUCCUCAAAUGGGUCUGCGGACAUAUCUGCGACCCCAGAUACGUCAGCGUAUGCGUCGAAGUCGGCCUCCACCUCCUAGACCUCUACUCAGAAUUCGUGGGCGCGUCAGCGGAACUGCACGAGGGCUUCCGGACUCUCCACAAGAGAGUCAAGGCCGAGGUGGAGAGAGCCCAAGUGGCAUGCCAGACCGGAGGCAUGCUAGAGAGCCUGAUGGUCGGAACCCUCUGA
Fusarium keratoplasticum is the source of this 1587-nucleotide messenger RNA. RefSeq lists its product as uncharacterized. Lineage: Eukaryota; Fungi; Ascomycota; Sordariomycetes; Hypocreales; Nectriaceae. Gene Ontology annotation, cellular component: nucleolus. The record is from RefSeq and is a predicted model, not a curated record. The transcript has a single exon. Bases 1 to 1587 code for a protein of 528 amino acids. Gene Ontology annotation, molecular function: protein binding. Gene Ontology annotation, biological process: positive regulation of transcription by RNA polymerase I; rRNA processing.